Molecule: messenger RNA, 690 nt
Organism: Striga hermonthica
Lineage: Eukaryota; Viridiplantae; Streptophyta; Magnoliopsida; Lamiales; Orobanchaceae
Source: the annotation of a GenBank genome assembly
AUGGGGAGCAACGCUGAUGGGGAGGCGGAGGACGCCACGCAGUUGACGGCGGAGCUGGGCAGAACCCUAAAAGAUGGGGAGAGGAUCCUCGGCCCGACCCGCCGGCCCGACGGGUCCCUACGCAAGCCUAUUCGGAUUCGUGCCGGCUACACUCCCCAGGACGAGGUCGCCAUUUACCAAUCGAGAGGCGCAAUCUGGAAGAAGGAGAUGGCGGCUAUUCAGGAGGUGCCGCCGGGAUAUGAACCGGUAGAGGAGACUAAACCGAAGUCCAAAGCAGCUAAGAGGAAUGAGAGGAAAAAAGGGAAGCGCCAGCAGGCUGCUCUAGACAUGGGUAAAAGUUCGGAACAAAAUGAUACAUCUCCUGCUGACUCUUCGGCUGACUUGCCAGAAAAUGUUGAUUCCGUUGCAUCAAAGAUGAAUGGCCUUUCUCUUUCCGGUAGUGCCUCAGUGGUUGCACCUUCGGAUACAGUAAAUGAGUGUGCAACUCCCUCGGAGAAAGUUCAAGAUAUUGAUAAAAAGAUUCGAGCACUAAAAAAGAAGAUUCGGCUGACUGAAGCACAACAGCAUAAAGCUUCUGAAAAGGACCUGAAGCCGGAACAAUUGGAGAAGGUGGCAAAAUUAGAUGGGUGGCGCAAUGAGUUGAAGCUUUUAGAAGACAAGAAAGCCGAAUUAACGACAUCCUUUUCUUGA